This is a messenger RNA of Ilex paraguariensis (yerba mate), 1460 nucleotides long. The record is from the annotation of a GenBank genome assembly. Lineage: Eukaryota; Viridiplantae; Streptophyta; Magnoliopsida; Aquifoliales; Aquifoliaceae.
UUAUCCACACGACAGGCGUAAAGGCUUUUCAUUUCCUUCCCUAUCCAACUCUCUCUCUGGUUUGCUUGCUCUGAACUAUCAUUUCAUGUGAAAUGUCAGCAAUUUGUUCAUCAUUUCGAGCUAUGGCCCCUCAGUGGAAGCUUAAUAAUUGUAAAAACUUUCGUUUCUGGAUUCUACUACAUUCAAAGAGAAAGAUUAGCUUCCCCCCUUCCCCUAUUUCUUCUUCAUUCCAAGAUGAUGAUUUCGUCUCACCUCCCAAACAAUCCCAGUUGGGUUAUGAUCCUUCGGAGGAACUAUUUGGACUUGCCGUUGAUCCACAACCAAGAAAGAUUACACCUGGUGCUUCCAGACAAAGAUCCUGGUUUGGUCCCACUGGCCAGUAUAUCAGAGAGUUGCCUUGUCCAAGUUGCAGGGGAAGAGGUUAUACUCCGUGUACAGAAUGCGGGAUAGAGAGAUCUAGAGUAGAUUGUCCACGGUGCAAUGGGAAGGGGAUAGAGACUUGUCAUCGGUGCUUGGGAGAAUGUGUCAUAUGGGAAGAGUCAAUUGAUGAACAGCCAUGGGAGAAAGCCCGCUCAGUUUCUCCACUGAAAGUAAAGGAAGAUGAUGAAGUGGACAAUUUAGAGAUAAAGCUGGAUAAGAGGAGAAAGUCAAAGCGGGUAUACCAAUCUCCAACUCCUGAAGUUGGUUUAAAGAUCAGCAGAUCAUUAAAAUUGGAUGAUUGCAGAGCCUCAAUGCCAAAACUGGACUAUUUAGUAAGAGAAUGAAGAUUAUCCAUCGCGAUCCUAUGCUGCAUGCUCAAAGAGUGGCUGCAAUCAAGAAGACGAAAGGGACUGCUGCUGCCAGGAAGCAUGCUUCUGAAGCUAUGAAAACUUUCUUCCGUGAUCCAGAAAAUCGUCUCAAAAGAAGCAUUGCCAUGAAAGGAGUGCAGUUUUAUUGCAGAAACUGUGGGCGAGAAGGGCAUAGGAGGCACUACUGCCCUGAACUUCAGAAUAAUCUAACAGAUAGACGGUUCAGAUGCCGGUUAUGUGGGGAAAGAGGGCAUAACAGUAGAACCUGCUGGAAGUCAAAAUCAAAUGAAUUGAAGAGUAAGGCCCAAAGGUAUCACCAUUGUAGGAUAUGCGGACAAAGUGGGCAUAACCGCAGGACUUGCCUCCAGGCCACGGGAGCAGAGUCUGGUGUUAUUGAAACAAGCUCAGGUUCUGGAAAAAUGACUUACACCUGCCGGUUGUGCCUGGAGAAAGGGCACAAUACCAGGACAUGUCCAAGUAGAAAUAGAUAACCUGUUGAACUAGACUCACCUUUGGGACUAGAUCCUGGAGAAAAACUUGUACUAUACAUUUGGCCUCUUCUUAUUUAUAACAGUGGCAUUCUUCCUUCCAUUAUCUUUGUUCUCGUGGAUGUUCUGUGUAUCACUGGUGACAUACUGGAUUAGUUCCGUUUGUUAAGCCUAUAAGAGUGGA